GUUUUAUUGUUUACAUUUUCUCACCCCAUGAUCUCUUAAAACGCUGUCAGUUACGUGGUGAGUUUUAAAAUAAGACGAAAAAUUAUUUAAUGUUCAAAUCUUUGACAUCUACCCGUGAAUCUUCAAGCUAUUACAAACAUGGUCGUUUGAAACGUUGUUACAAAUAAUACACACGGAGUAGGUUACGUAAAAACAACGUCCCGCGUUUGUGUGAUGGACUGCAGCGCGAGCGUGAACAAAAGGUGCGCAAAACGAGCAACGCCACAAUACCACCUUAAAUCAGUCGCUAGCGGAGGAUUCUCUUCGCAAAUAGUCCACCUUAAGCGCACAAAGUGGGUAAACGCAGGCGUAGAGCGAGGCUUCCGCUUCAUUCCCAGCCGGGCUCUGAGCGGAUCGCAGCUCUUCAGCGUCACUUCGGAGACGAGAGAGGCGCUCGGCCAAAGCCAACUGAACCAGUACCGCAACAUGUCGGAGCCAAAAUACCGCGAAUGGAUCCUGGAAACCAUCGACUCCCUGCGCUCGAGAAAAGCCCGACCCGACCUGGAGAGGAUCUGCCGAAUGGUCCGAAGGAGACACGGGUCAGACCCGGACCAAACCAGGGCAGAACUAGAAAAACUGAUCCAGGAGCAAACUGUGCUCAAAGUUAGCUACAAAGGCUCGAUUUCGUACCGCAACGCCGCGAAAGUGCAAAGGAAAUGCCGAAAGAGGACGGAGCAAGCCGACAGCACCAGCGGCAGCGGCGAGUCGGUGGCUGAACAAACCAAACACGCCAGUUUUAAUAACAACGGCGACAGCGCGCACAGUCUCACGGACCAGGAGGACUGCGAGGAAAAAGAGCCCGAGAGCCCUGAUCCCGUCCCCCAAAUCUCCGUCUCCACUUUUGGAAAGGAAGAAAAGAUUUUGCCAGUAACUAGCGGAAACAGUUUUGUUAGUUGUGGCGCAACGGUACGCUCCGUGGGGAGCGUCAAAGCAAGUGCACCGAAAGACAAGAGAUUAAUCGCUCAGGCGGGGGGGAACGGCUCCUCUCCCCACCGCGAUGACGGGGCGGCUGUUUGCGAUGCUUCAAGUGCGAGCACACGGGCCGAAGGAGAAAAUGCGCUCGGCGUUGGCCACGAGGAGGAGGGCAGAGAUGAAAAAGAACGGAAAACUUGCUCGAGCGCCAGUUCGGCCAUCAGCAGGAGUCCGUCUCUGAGGAACAAGCCCUCCGCGCCCCCGAAACCCAAACUCAAGGUGGGAGCAAAGGGGUGCAGGACGCGCUGCGCGGUGGAGAAGAGUGCAGAUCUGGGCGAUAGACUCGUCGACGCGGUCCGAAGUCUGUCCGAGAGACACCGGGGCUCCGCCGCAACACGGGGCCACGCGCCACUGGGACUGAAGGAGAUACUCGUUUACUUCAGCACGCAGAGCGGGGUGCCCGGCGAGAAGCUGACCCGCAACCGCGUCAAAGUGGUGCUGGAGCGUGAGAUCGAGCGGGGUCGACUCGGCAGAACGCGGCUCGGCCACAUCACUCUUCUCGCGAGGGGGAUGGGGGCGGCCAAGCCGUCCGCGCGACUCCUGAAAAGCGCACUGCAGGACAGACAUCUCUCGAAAAAGGAAGAGGUGAAGGAUGAAGAACCAAUGGCGACAGAGGGGGAAGAGGAUGGAAAAGCGGGAAGUUUAGAAAGCAAAGAAGAGGACAUCACUGACGGGGGUCCGACAGGUGUUGACCCAAUCUCAACUGACAGGGAGGUUGUGACCGAUAAUGGCACCGUCUCAACAAUGUCAACUGAGGGGAAAUCCCAGCCAUCUUCAUUUGUAGAGUCAUCAAACCAAUGCUCCCAACAGGAAGUAGACGUGGGUGGAACUGAAGAGCAGACAGUGUUUGCUGAGCCUGAGGAUGCUGGUAUUGAGAGCGGUACAGCUUCACCUGAUCAACUACAUCCUAACACAGAGGAUCAGGCAAUUGUGAUGUCAGAGAGUGUAACGGCUCCAUCAUCAAUAGCUAUAAGAAACUGUUCAGGAAUUAAGCUGGAAGUGGGAGUUUCAUCAUGUCUGCUGACUCCGUCUGCCUCCCCAGGAGCAGCUGAAGAACGAGGGAUGAAUGAAGGAAUAGGCGGCUUUGUGAAGCUGGAGACAAGUGGCGUGAAUCCGAUUGAUUGGACGGUAGCAGAUGUGGCCAGCUACUUCACUGCGGCUGGAUUCCCCGAGCAAGCCCUUGCCUUCAGGACACAGGAAAUUGAUGGAAAAUCCCUCCUCCUCAUGCAGAGGAACGAUGUGCUAACAGGCCUGUCAAUCAGGCUUGGUCCCGCCCUUAAGAUCUAUGAGCGUCAUGUCAAAGUUCUUCAGAGGACCCACUUCCAGGACGACGAAGAUUUCUGCUGAUACACACACACACACACACAUCGGCUAUUGACAAAUGAAUGAACGUAUACAAACAAUAUUUACUCAGAUUCCAGACGUGUAUAUAGUGAUGCUAUGUUGAUUUUUCUCCACCUGAAUAGUAAAAACAUUCCAAAAUUCUUGUUCCUCUCACAUAGUCACACGCACACGUUUUUUUUUAUAUGCACACCUAUAAAUUGUGUGAAAAGAAACUGAAAAUAACAAAAAUGUGGAAAACUAACAUGGAAUGAGAUUGGGACAAAACCUUUUUUUUUUAAUGAUUCCCGGUUUUGUGCUGCUCUGAUAUGUUGCUCGGGACACUGAAGUUCAUUUCAUCAACUGGAUUUUAUCUUCUUAGUUCGGUAGAGGACAGAACCGCCUGCUUUAAAUAUUUCUACAAAAUCCAAAUUCUGGAUGUUUACCGUUUUGUUUCUUUUCCUGCAAUGAUGAACAAGCUGGAUGUCGGGUUACAUUUCGAGAGGACAAUGGAGACUGGAUAAUUAUUCCCGAGCUUCAUUGUAAAAUUUCUGAACCAACUGAGGGACAACCUGUUAAUCCAAUCUUUCCUGUACCUCAGAUGCGGACCGGAUUAUUUCCACUUCGGAUUCAAGAAGAACUUGAUU
This is a messenger RNA of Triplophysa rosa, 2978 nucleotides long. RefSeq names its product sterile alpha motif domain containing 1b (gene samd1b). The transcript has 7 exons. The coding region runs from base 214 to 2358 and encodes 714 amino acids. The record is from RefSeq and is a predicted model, not a curated record. Lineage: Eukaryota; Metazoa; Chordata; Actinopteri; Cypriniformes; Nemacheilidae. Gene Ontology annotation, molecular function: DNA binding; protein binding.